UCUGUUGCUUCAUCAAUUCAUUGGCUCUAACUCUCCUCCUUGAUUCUCAUAUUUCAUCAUCUAAAAGUUUAAGUAUGGAGAUCACUAAAAUCAUAAUUGCUGUGUUAUUGUUUAUGUCAUGUUUGAGUGUGCAGGCCAAUGCAUAUUAUUACAGGCAAUGUAGCACCAAAGGAACUCGAUGCUAUGGAAAAUAUAUUAGAUGUCCGAAUGAGUGUCCCAGCAGUGAAUCAACAGAUCCUAAAGCUAAGGUUUGUCAUAUUGAUUGCGACAAACCCAUAUGCAGAGCAGUAUGCAGAAGUCGCAAACCAAACUGCAAUGCACCAGGAUCGGGUUGCUACGAUCCCCGUUUCAUUGGUGGGGAUGGAAGAGUGUUCUACUUCCACGGAAAGAGCAACGAACACUUCUCCUUAGUCUCAGACUCCUCCCUUCAAAUCAAUGCUCGCUUCAUUGGACACAGGCCAGCAGGUAGAGCCAGAGACUACACAUGGAUUCAAGCCCUUGGAAUCCUCUUCAACUCCAAAAGCUUAUCACUUGAAGCACCCAAAAAAUCCCAAUGGAAUGAAGAUGUUGACCAUCUCAAAUUCACAUACAACGGAGACCAUCUGGUUCUUCCCGAGGGCCCUCUCUCCUCUUGGCACUCUCCAGAAAAAGAUGUGAAAGUGGAGAGAGUAGCUGCCAGGAACAGUGUGAUAGUGACCCUUGAGGAUGUUGCUGAGAUAUUGGUGAAUGUGGUGCCAGUGACCAAAGAAGAUGAUGCAGUUCACAACUACCAAGUGCCUGAGGAUGAUUGCUUUGCUCACUUGGAAAUUCAAUUCAGGUUCUUUGGGUUGUCUCCUAAGGUGGAUGGUGUGCUUGGGAGGACUUAUAGGGAAGAUUUUGAGAACCCUGCAAAGGUUGGUGUGGCCAUGCCUGUUGUUGGAGGAGAGGACAAAUACAGGACUACCUCCUUGCUUUCUCCAAACUGUGCUUCUUGUGUCUUCUCUCCAUUUACUUCCCAUCACACUGAACCCACUCAAGUCGCUCCAGAGUUCAUGGCCACCCUUGAUUGCUCCAAGUUUUCCUAUGGCUUGGGAAUCGUUUGCAAGAAAUGA
Molecule: messenger RNA, 1091 nt
Organism: Vigna umbellata (rice bean)
Lineage: Eukaryota; Viridiplantae; Streptophyta; Magnoliopsida; Fabales; Fabaceae
Source: RefSeq, a predicted model, not a curated record